AUGCAGGCGCCAACGCUAACCAGUAGGCUGCGCGACGUCGCCGCGUCCGCGCACGCUGCUCAUGAGGAAGAACCCCUCUGUGGUUCGAAACUAGUAGAGCUUUUCUCAACAUUUACACGCCCGAGCGUACGGCGCGUAGCGUUCCGCGCGCGCCUCAAAGAGCCAAUAGACCACCACAGACGGGGCCCUAAAGGGCUGAUGUUCAGCCGGGGUUGCGGGGUAAGCGCAAUAAGGUACCGCGACCUCGGCACAGAGCAGGAGAAGGAACAGGGGGGGGAAAAUCAUCCAAUGACUUCUCCCGCCCAGGGUAAGGCGAGAGAGAGUGUCAGACUCUUACUGACUAAAAACCCCCCCGUUCCUUCUCCUGCUCUGGGCCGAGGUCGCGGUGCCUCAUUGCGCUUACCCCGCAGCCCCGGCUAA
This is a messenger RNA of Spodoptera exigua (beet armyworm), 420 nucleotides long. The record is from the annotation of a GenBank genome assembly. Lineage: Eukaryota; Metazoa; Arthropoda; Insecta; Lepidoptera; Noctuidae.